Molecule: messenger RNA, 1915 nt
Organism: Cololabis saira (Pacific saury)
Lineage: Eukaryota; Metazoa; Chordata; Actinopteri; Beloniformes; Belonidae
Exons: 3
Coding region: 233-1000 (255 amino acids)
Source: RefSeq, a predicted model, not a curated record
AAGAAGAGGUUCAACUCUGUGUCUUCAGUUUGAUCGUAGACUCUUGCUGCUCCUUCCUCUCCAACUUUAUCUAUCCACAUUGGCAGCGCCCUCGCAUCCUCUAUCACCCUCUAUCAUCCAGCCGCUGACACAGACAACCAUCCAACCAUCCAACCAUCCAACCAUCCAUCUAUCCAACCAUCCAACCAUCCAACCCCGUCUCCCUUGUGUCUGUUCCAGCUGCACCGACAUCAUGGGGAUAGUUCUUGGAAUCGUAGCGGAUGUGGCCGUGGCAGCGAUAGAAGCAGCUGCAGAGGCGGCUGCAGAGGCGGCUGCAGACGCUGCAAUGGAAGGAGUUGUAGACGGAGCAGUGGAUGCAGCAACAGAAGGGGCGGCUGAGGCUGCAGAGGCGGCAGAGGCCGGAACCACGGCUGCUGAAACCACAGCUUGGGUUUUGAGAAAUGUUGCCAAAUUCAGCAAAAUGAUUAAAGACUUUUGUGAAAUUGAUGCUGUUUUCAAAGCUGCAAAAGCUGUUUUAGAGUCUCUCCUUCAGGACCCUGAAGCUGCUGAAAGAUGGAAGCGGCUGCAUAAAUCUCUUAGCUUAUUGUUAGUCCUAACCAGUAAGAUGAAGGAAUUGAUGAAGUGGAUGGAGGAACAUAAAGAAGACACUGUGAAACUGGACAACUAUGACAUCCCUCUGGAAUCAGGACUACUUAGCAGCUUCAUGAAACCACUGCUGAAGGCUAUUGCAACCUUGCAGAGACUGUCAGAGCAAGUCUCUAAACAGAACUUGAACAAACGUGCGAUGACAGACACACAGCUGACAAUGAUGCACAGAGGCAUCAUCCGUGUGGUGACAACACUCCAGUCGCUGGCUGAAUACGCACAACAACAUGGUGGAAAGGUGCCGGUAUUGAUGUCUCUUCCAAUCAGCCAAAAAGAAGUUCAGAAAUGGAUGGGGGAUCUGGGUUGUGAAGGAGAUGGAGUUCUCUCCCUUCUAAAGCUUCACAACUAUAAGUAAGCCUGUCCUCAGUAAAAUAAGAAUCUUAAAAAUAUGUAAUCAUCAUCAGAAACCCCCCUUGGCUCUACAGAAACUUUGAAACAUCGUGAGAAUAAAGUUAGGGGUGUCAGGGUCUAGAUCAGGGGUCGGCAACCCAAAAUGUUGAAAGAGCCAUAUUGGACCAAAAACACAAAAAACAAAUAUGUCUGGAGCCACAAACAUGAAAAGUCUUGUAUGGGGAAGAUUUUUUUUUCAUUAUGCACUUCAAAAAAAAAAGUCGAAAUGUCGUGGAAAAAGUCAAAAUUUCGAGAAAAAAGUCAAAAUUUCGAGAAAAAAGUUGAAAUGUCGAGAUUAAUGUUGAAGAGGGGCGGCAGUGGCUCAGGUGGUAGAGCGGGUCGUCCGAUGAUCGGAAGGUCGGUGGUUCGAAUCCCGCUCUGUCCCAGUUUGCUGUCGUAGUGUCCUUGGGCAAGACACCUUACCCACCUUGCCUCGUGUGAAUGUGUAUGAAUGUGUAUGAAUGUUGGUGGUGGUCGGAGGGGCCAUUAGGCGCGAUAUGGCAGCCACGCUUCUGUCAGUCUGCCCCAGGGCAGCUGUGGCUACAGAUGUAGUUUACCACCACUGGAGAGGAUGUGUAUGAAUGAAUAAUGAUUUCUGUAAAGCGCUCUGGGUGCCUUGAAGGGCGCUAUAUAAAUCCAAGUCAUUAUUAUUAUUAUUAAGUACAAUCUCGAGAAAAAAGUCAAAAUUUGAGAAAAAAGUCGAAAUGGUGAGAAAAAAGUCAAAAAAAUUUUUUUUUCGUUUUAAUUUGAGAGUAUCUUCCUUUCUUUCCUUUUGUAAUGGUCUACAAUGGCCUGUGACUUUUUGCCAACGUCUAAAUGUUAAUUGUUUCUCAUUUCUCCAAUUCUUGGGCAUUGGGAUUUUAUUGUUAAUGUUUUUAUC